Hylaeus volcanicus is the source of this 7517-nucleotide messenger RNA. Its product is annotated as golgin subfamily A member 6-like protein 22. Bases 335 to 3667 code for a protein of 1110 amino acids. The record is from RefSeq and is a predicted model, not a curated record. The transcript is spliced from 5 exons. NCBI's taxonomy places the organism in Eukaryota, Metazoa, Arthropoda, Insecta, Hymenoptera, Colletidae.
GCCGAACCAGUGACACCUCGACCGCGAUCGAUUGUGGCUGCGACCGGUCACCGCGAAUUCGAUCACGUGGGAUCGCCAGGAUCCCGAAAGAUCGCCACGUGUUUCCCGCGAAGGUUGCCGGUAGUGCGAACGGAGUUCGUGUUAAACGCUCGGAGAGAGCAUCUUCCAGUUGCGUUUAACGUGGAAGGGCAUCGAAAGGUGGAGAUAAAGUGCUCGUCGAAGGAACCAGAGUGCACGUCGAGUUGAAGUUCCGCGGUUGCGAGUUCGCGACAGGACGACGCGACGCGGUGGAUCGACACACAUAUCCAGUGGAGUUACUUCCAGUCGAACGAGGAUGCAGCCAGGGGUGACAGUGGUUCUGGCCACGGUCUGGCUGACGGUAUACGGGAACGUGGUGGGGACAGCCACCCUCCAACCCUCUCGCCUUACUCUCGAUCAAUACUCCCCUUUGGCCCCGCGACGCCAUGGAGUUUAUCGAAAAGUCGAGGGCCAACUGGACUGGAAGGAUCAGAAUCCUGCUGAGAAUCAGCCGCUCGACCUUUCGAUCGGCCCGCGAAGGUCGAUAUCUGCGAACACCGAGUUCCCGGAGCAUUCGCUCGUUGCGAAAUAUGUUGGAAAGAACUCGAUCUUCCCGCGAAAGGGUAACCAUGCCACCGACGAUUUCUCACCUUUAUUCGAAGGCAAGCAGUAUCGUAAUUUCGGUGGUCGAGAAUUCACAGAUGAAAAGGUUGAUGGCAGAAACCUCAAGACACCGGAAUUACUUUCGCGCGAGUUACCACCGUCCGAAUUGGAGGAUCCUUUUGUAGCCGACGACACGUUCCAAGAUCAAGGGCCUGGCUCUGUAGAGAUAUACAAAUUGGACCUCCUCGGAGAGAAGCCUCUGCUGAAUCCGACACCCGUGACGAGAUUAUUGGCGAAGAGCAAAAGCAAGGCGCCGAAGAAGAGCAGCCACGCAAGCUGGAAGGCUAAAACGACGGACUACGGAGCUACCAGCCCGAAGAUGUUCUACAAACAGUCCAACUCGUUUGACAAUUUCGGAACUGAACUACCGCCGAACGGCGACCCCUUUAGCGUAGGUGGGGUGCCAGAGUUGCAAGUGGGCUGCGAGGGAUUGGAAGCGACCAACCACAAACAGAAGAGGUCCAUAGAUUCCCCGACUAAGGAUAAGGAAUCAGGAGUCGACCUAUGGCCAGACGCGACACCUAUAUCUUUGAACGUGGACUACGAUCUUUCCUCGGAGGAAGGCUACGAGGAAAUGGACGAACUCGUGAAGCUGAAGAAAUUAGACACCACUACGAAGGGGAUCAAGCACAACAGGGGUGACAUGGAGGCGACUCUUCAUUCAGACUUUCUCGACGACAAAGGACGAGCAGAAAUAUUGCCCGUCAGAGGAGACUUGGGCCAGUCUAGCGUAGUCAAAGACUCGAUUACAUCCCCGCCGUCGUCUGUACUUGGUAAUAAGAAAGCGGAAAGAAGGUUGGAUUUGGCGAAGGAGAGCAACAAAGGUUUGCAUUUCGGUAAGGCGAAGCGAAGCAUUCUCAACGAUGCUGGAAUAAAGUCUGUCGAUGGUUUGACGACUAAUCGAGGUCGCAAGAUCUUGUGGUUCGAUGACUCCGCCGCUGGUGAGCAAUCGAAAGAUGAAAAGCGCUCGAAGCGUGGAGUUUGGGGUUUCGGGGAAGACGAAGGCGUGGUGUCGAGCGACGAGUUGCAAACUGAGAACGAGCGACGUCGAAAGGACUACGAGAGGAGGAGGCAGGAGAUCGAGAGAAGAAGACAAGAGGAAGAAAGAAGGAGGGAAGAGGAGGUGAGGAGGCGAGGAUACAUUGAGAAUCGGACUAAUACCGAUAUACAAAGAAUCAGAGACGACUACGAGAAAUUGCUCCGACAGAACCAGAAGGGCGAGGAAGAAAGACAGCGACAGCUGCAGCAAGAAUCGCAACGGUGGCAAACGGAGGAAGAAACGAGAAGACGUAUGCGGGAGGAGGAAGCGAGAAGGCGUAUGAGGGAGGAAGAAACGAGGAGGAACCGAUGGCAAGACGAGGAACGACGACGUCAAGAGGAAGAGAGAACGAGACAACGACAGUUGGAAGAGGAACUGAGAACUCGAGGAGAGGGAACAAGAGAACAGGAGAAUCGUUUGAGAGAACAAGAGAGAAGACGACGACCGCAAGAAGAAGAAAUGCGCAGGAACGAAGAGUCCAGGCGGGAUGAAGAGAAUAAGAGAAGACGACAACAAGAGUUAGACAGAAGACAUUUGGAGGAAAGAAGAAGAGAGUGGGCGAUGAAGAAAAAUCGAGAGGAAGAAGAAGAAAGAAGGAGGCAGCAACAGAACAGGAACGAACCACCAUCGAGCUUGGUCUAUCCCAUGCCGUUUGUGAAUGCGACCAGACCGUAUCAACCGGAAGCAGAGAGACGAAUGAGGGAACAGCAGGCGAGAGAACGCGAUCAGAAGCUGCGAGAAUACAUACAACGUAAUCAACCGAUCAAUGUUACCAGUGCCGUGGAUCGGCGCAGAGAAGAAGCAAAUAGAAGAAGGAUAGAGGAGGAACGAAGAAAGCAGGAAGAGGAGCGUAAGUUGCAAGAGUACGUACGUCGAAAUCAACCCAUACACGUACCAAAGACGAACGAGUCUUAUCACAGAAACUGGUUGGAGGAGAGACGAACGAUAAAUGAAGCGGGAUUAAACGAUCGGUCAAGGUAUCCAGGGCCAGGAAGCGGAAGAAGAAACCACGGUCCAUCAGCUCCGACGAAUGUCUAUCCCCAAAGCUACGCGAAUCAAGUCGGAAGAACUGAUACGGUCAGAAGUCUCGAAGAGCAAAGAAUUCGCGAGAGGGAAAGACAGCAAGAGGAACAGCUAAGGAGAGAAGCUUUGAGGCGGGAAGAAGAGGUUCGAAGGAUACAGAUGAGAAGAUACGAGGAGGACCGAAAGAGACAGGAAGCGGCGCAGUUGGAAGCCGAGAGAAGGCGUAAGGAAUUUAUGGAACAGGAGGCAGCGAGAAGUCAAGCUGCAAGGAUCAGACCGUUGGAGAACAGAAGACCAGUGUAUGAGGAUCGUAGACGAUUCGAGGAGCACCGGCGAAGACAAGACACGAGUCUUAUUCCAGCCAAUUUAGCUUCGAACGAGUCCAGGAGGGCUAUGGAGCUCCAGAGACAAAGGCAGCAGCAAGAGAGAAGGAGGAUCGAGAUCGAAAGGCGGAGGCAAGAGGCCAGCAGAGCGAAAGGGACCAGGGAGGACGAAGAACGUGCCAGAGCCAUGAAAGAGCAACGAAGGCGACAGGAAGAGGCAAGACUGAACGCACUACCUGUGAGCGCAAGAAUAAUAGUCCGUCCCGGAGCAUCUUCCUCCUCAUCGCGAGUGUUAUCGAGGGGAGGCUUCGACAACGAUAUCGAUUUCCCGGGUAUUAAUCCGAAUCGUCACGGGGCAAAGGCACCCAACUUUCCCGCGCCGCCCAAUCCGUGGACGCCCGUGAAGAGUCCUCCACCCUGCGUCUGGGCGGUUGUUCAAUGUUGUCCAACGAACUCAAACCGACUGGUAACGUGUUUCGAGUCGAUGGGCUGCCCUGGUAUCAAUUGGGAUCCUAAUCCAUGCAGAGGCUCCAUCACCCAGGCUGCUACGGACCAAGUCAUGAAAUUCUAUGCAGCUAUCGAAGAGAACGAACGUGUCUAGAACUAAUGCUUAACGAACAUGAUACGCGCGUUAACGGCCAAGCUUCCGUGGGUCAUCGAUGAAUUUAGUUGAUAUCAAUUCUAACGAGAUUAUGCUUCGGGUUUCAUCUCGACGAAGAAACUUGAGAUAAAACUUACACUAGGAGCGCGGGAGGAGUAGGUCGAGAAUUUAAUAAAGCUCAUGGGAAGUAAAUUUGAAUACCAAAGGAUAUUAAGGUAUCGCUUACGAAUAAGCCACUGUAGGAUGAUUGACCACAUUUUCGACGAUUCUUCAUCAUUGUACGGUCAAACGACAAAGUCUUCAACUUGAUAUUGCAAUAAUCAAACUUCUUUUUAUCAACUCUAAAUUGAUAAUCGUUACCAUCUAAAUUGAUAAUCAACAUAUAACCGUUUCGUCAUAUGUUGAAUUUAGCUUAAUAAUACAUAGGCUUCCUUGAGGAUAUUAAAUUCAUUAAAGAAAUUUUAAAGUUGUAGUAACGAAAUUAUAAUGUCGUUUAUAAGAAUUUUCUUUAAAGGUAGGUAUAUUCUUGAAACAUUGAAAAGUACCGUGUCUCUCAAUAUUAUCUAAUAAAUUUUGAUUAUAGUUAAUUGUUAUUUAUUCAUGACAUAUCGGAGGAUUCGUUCUGGAAAUUAAAUUUCAUACGGAUUAAAUAAGUUGCGGUAUACUUAAACAACUUCAUUUGCUAUUUAUUAUAAACUAAAUGAUGUUUACGACAGUCUGUUACCAAUAAUUGAAGCGCGUCCCUGUACAUGUCUGUUAUAAGAAUGCGAUGGAAGAGUUAUCGGUGAUCAAAAUCAAUGCCUUACAAUCUUCUUAAAGAUAGAACUUUAUCUCAUUCAAAAUUCAUCAAAUACGAUCAAGUGUCUCUCUCUUUAACUAUAGGUCCUGUUUGAUACGUAUAUUCGCGUCACAGAGAUUUAUUUAAAUUGUUCGCUCACUCGUACCCUCCAAUUAAUCGACAUCUCGAAGGAAUAAACGAGAAAGAACUCCUAACAUGCCGCAAAGAGAGCGCCAUUUGUGUUCUUCGCAGUUCUCGUAUUCUUACAAACAGAUAGUUAUAUUAUAGACUCGAUAUUUUUCUAUUCGUUUUUUUUUAGACCACGAUAGCGAUGCAUGACAGCCUUUUAAAUUUAACGAACCAAGCGAUUGCGUCAGCGGUUUUAAAAUGGCGCGUUGUGUUCUUGUGAAACCGAUGCGCACGAAAUUCAGUGAGAGUUGCGAGCCUCUGAAAUAUUUUUCGUAAGUAGUCUCGAUACCUUUUUCGUAUUAAGCAGAUGAACGCUCUUUAUAGUCUCCGUCUGUUGCGCCAAAUAUAAUGUGACAAACUUACUCUAUUUAAAGAUUUCUAACAACUCGUUAAGAGUUUAUAUUUAUCGAAUUUUUUUGAAACUACGUUCACGAGUAUUUUUACUUAAAUGCAGUUUCAUUGCUUGUGUGCGUUCUAGAAACCCCUAAUGUAUUAAAAGGGAGUUUUAUUUGUGUAAAAAGUACAGAGAGAUAUAAAAUUACGCUUCAUCCCGAAUUUACUGAUUGAAUUCAUUGAUGAAACUUAUCUAGCAAUUUCUGCCUCGAACAGUACCCGCUUGCUGGAUAGUUCAAUAAUACGUACCUAAUUAGUUUGAACAUAAUGUUGAAACUAGUAAUAACGCCGCGUAAAAAGCAGGUUCCGCUGGAUAAGUUUUAACGAUGAGUCUAAGUAACAGUACCUGUAUAAACUCCAAAACCUGUAUAACUCCAAGUUAUUAGUUUAACCCUUUGUUUACUGAAUUUCUCAAAAAUGUUUCGAAACUAGGCGUCUAUCUUGGUCUUAUAUCAUCUUAUAGAUUGUCUCUAAUAAACUUCCAAAAGAAAAAAAGCUUGUGCUGCCAUCCAACAAUUAAAAACGAAUAAAGCGUUUAAUUGAUACAGUAUCAUGAGAAAAUUGACGAGACUUAUAAGUCCCGCCAGUAAAUAAAGGGUUAAUAAAAGAUUACAAUCAUUUCUUAACUAUACUUCACGCAAGGACCUAAUACCUUCUAAUAGAAAAUACGAAGCAUCACUAAACCUUAGAAAGGAGUCACACGUUUGCCAAUUGAAAAUUCGCUGAAUUAAGAGAUUUUUAACAAAGAUUUAGUGACAUUAAUCGUAAGAUAUAGCGUGCAGUAUUCGGCGUGUUCUCGAGAUCUUCUAAGAAUUUCAAAGAGGUAUCCUCAUUUGCAGGCAGGAAAAUAGAAGAUAGAGGGAUAAGGUUAAAAAUCAACCUAAAAUUGAUUGAAUUAAAAAAUUCUUUCGAUAAUUAAUAUAAUAAAAAUAGUAAGAUGCAGUAGUAGAUACUUUUCAUCGGUAAUAGAUAGUUGAAAGAAGUACUAAUUGUAAGAAAACGGUGUUAGAUAUUCUGUAGAACGAACUCUUUGACUGUAAUAGUGAAAGGUUAAUAGAACUAACUGGAUAUCUUGGUUCGAAUCAUCGAAUCAUCGAAUCAUCGAAACAGUUCUGUAUUAUGAAAUUGUAGGCAAUUCCCGAAAUUCUUAGUUCACUGUAAUAUAUGUACAUGUAAUAACAAUUUAUUUCUGUAAUAUACUUUAUAAAUAUUAAAAGUGAAAAGAAGGAUUAAAAAUCAGAAGUUACUCUAUUAGAUUCAGACAUAUGUUGUGUAUUAUCUGGACGAAUUACUAUGCAUCAUUGGAAAGACAAACUAUGGUUUAUUUUUCGCUGAUAGUGUCCACAAUGCCAGUCGACGUUAAGUUCUAUUUCCAGAUUGUAUUUUGUUGCAACUUUUACAUUUUUCCAAAAACUGUCUACUACCGAUGCGAUUACCAUACAUUUUGAAUAGUUCAAAGUGUCAUGAAAUGCACAAACGGUGAUCAAUGAUUUUAAAGCUUCGAAUGGGGAUAGCGAUUUAGCAGAUUACUCGACGAGCAUCGUUCAGAGAAUUAACCCUCGAUUGGUGAACAAACGAGGCAUCGAUCCCUCUCAGGUUCGUGAUGGGAAAAAGAUGCGGCCGAAACAGCAAUCGUUAUGCUUUAGAGGCCCGAUACAAUUUCGAGGGGGAGCCAGUAUUCAACAGAGAGUAACCGAUCGUUUGGUAUUGGCCAGUCGCCAAGUUCGGUGCCGAGUCAGUUAGUACGCGAAAAUAUAGCCAUAAAGAGAAAACGAGUGGCCGUGCUUGCGAGGGAGUAAAACGGAGAGUAAAACAGAGAGAACAAUAGUGCGACAUCUGUUCGCAUCGCAGACGCACGUGCAAUUAAGCGUGUUCGUUUCACGUUUAACGAACGUAAAAUUAUUAACUUGUAAGUCGUUCUUUUUUCCUCUCCUUUUUUUUUGUACGUAGUCGUCGAGUUAUACAUUCGCAGCUUUUUUCACAUGUGAUAUAUAGAUACGCUUUUAAUUCGCCGUGAUAUAGUUAAAUAUUUAUCUCUGUAAUAAAUGCAACAAAUGCUUUGCGAGAACACGUUAUCCGAUACUGAAACGAGAGUUCCCUUCGAUCGAAUUAAGAAUACAAUAUCUCGGAAAUAAGUUUAUUCGUCUGUAGAGAGUACAAUGAAACAGUUUCACGUGUUUGAGUGUGUUAAGUGGCCUCAGCACGUCGAUGAGCUUCGGGCACAUGAUACUUUAGUCGACUGCAAAUGUAUUUAGUUAAACGAAACUAAUAAAAAUAAGAAUUACCUGUUCCGCUUUAUUUCAGAAGAGUAGCAAAAUCAAAAGUAAUAUUUUUCUACUCGGUAUUUCGCAACCGAAUGUAUGAUAAGAAUAUAUGCUUAUUGUUAGAAUACGGUGACGAUUUCGAAAAUUCUUAGUUCGCUGUAAUAUAUGUGUAAUAUAUUAAACACUUCGUUCUGUAAUAUACGUAAUAAAUCAUUAAAAUGCUGGA